UCCUCCAUGCGGCUCUGCUUGCACUGGCAGUGAAGGGAAGAUGGCGGCUGGACCCGGAGCGGCCAGCUCUGGUCACAGCGGUGGCCGCGGUUCGUCUGGCGCGUUAGAGUCAUCGCUGGACCGGCGAUUUCAAGGAGUCACCAAUACGAUGGAGUCCAUCCAGGGAUUGUCCUCGUGGUGCAUCGAGAAUAAGAAACAUCACAGCCUAGUCGUGCGCUGCUGGAUGAAGUGGCUGAAGAGAUCGGAUGCCAGUCACAGGCUGAAUCUCUUCUACGUGGCUAAUGAUGUGAUUCAGAACUGCAAAAGGAAGAACGCUAUCAUUUACCGAACCUCCUUCGCUGACGUGCUGCCAGACGCUGCCCUGCUGGUCAAGGAUGCUAAAGUGUGUAAGUCAGUGGACAGGAUCUUCAGUAUUUGGCAAGAGAGGAACGUUUAUCCUGAGGAGCUGAUCACUGAGCUGAAAACCAGUCUGCAGAAGAAAGAGAAAGAAAAAGAGAAAGAGAAAGAAAAAGAAAAAGAGAAAGUGAAAGAGCAACCCCCUCCUCCUGCCCCAGUCAACCCCAAAACUGCUCUGAAAUCUAAAAUUGUUGCAGAGUUUGUACCACAUGAUUUUGUAGAUCGGUUAAUGUCAUACAAGCACUCUUUAGACGAGAGUGAUUUGAGAGAGAAGCAGUUAACUGCUCUCAGAGUGGACGUCUGCAGCACUGAGGCCCUCAAGAGGUUAAAAGAUAAAGCAGGAGGGAAUAAAUUCUCAAAGGACUUUGAGGAGGGAGGUACAAAGCUGCAGGAAUUUGUGGCAUUCCUGGAGGGCCAGAUGAAGGCAGGACCACCUCUGCUGGAGGCGCUGGGAAACGCAGACAUUUUUUACGAGAUGCAGUACAAGGAGGUCAAAAUUGUUGCCAAUGCUUAUAAAGCUUUUGCCAAUCGCGUGUGUAGCCUGAAGCGGAAGCUGGAUGCUCUAAAGGCCACACUGCCCAGUCUGGAUGACUCUCCCAUCCCGUCGCCAUCUGAGGAUGCCCCGUCCCCCACUGGCUCAGAGUCACCCUUCCAUGGCAUGAUUUCCAGGAAGAAUACGGGCACUGGGGAUGGAAAUGGGGGGAGAGGAUUGGAGCAACAGAAGGACAACAGAGAUAUUGAGGACAUGGACAUGUCUGAGGAAGAGGAAACAACAGCAAAUUCUGGAAUCGUUGUUGAUGAGAGGAAAGAAAAGUCAAGUCUUCCCUCUGUGUCCAAGAUGACAAAUGCCUCAGCGACAAAAGGCUCCCAGAUCACUGCUUCUAAACCAUCCCAGAUUUUAGCAACUCCCACAAAGACUGUGUCUGGGUCAUCAACCAAUCAAACACCUCCUGCAAACACCUCACCCCUGACCACCACACCUGUAGCAGCCCCUGUCGUUAGUCCCUCCCCCCUGCCGGUGAACUUGGCCAAUGUGGAUCUGGGCAAGAUCAGCUCCAUUCUGAGCUCUCUCUCUAAUGCAAUGAAAACCACUGGUGUCAGUCCUGUGUCCCGUCCUUCCCCUGGCACACCUACCACACCAUCCAGCCUCGCCUCCUCCUCCAAAGCCCCUUCUUUAACCCCUGUCAGCAUUCCCUCAUCCAAUCCUCUGGCCAACAUCCUGUCUAAAGUAGAUUUCUCCCCUGAGAGCAUCCUGAAUGUACUCACCAAAACACAGACUCACAGCCCCAAACUGCAGGGUUUGUCAUCUCUCCUUUCAUCAGCUCGUUCAGGCACUCUCACCACUCCAGACCCUGGUCCAUCUUCAUCUGCCUCUACAUCCUCUUCAGCUGGCACCAAAGCUGCAGCAACCUCCACCACAACCACCCCAACAACACCGAAGACCCUAAAGCCCACAGGCAACAGUUUCAAGCAAGAGUCCGAGCAAGAGAAAGGGAAAGAGUGGGAGAAGGUGAAGGAAAGGGAAAAAGUAAAAGAAAGGGAACGAGAAAAAAAGAAGGAGAAAGAGGCAGAAUGUGAAAGUGAGGCUGUGGCAGUGCCCAGCUUGGAGUCUAAGAUCAAUAGUUUCCUUCAGGGCAAUCCUGGUUUCAGCGCUCUUGGACUUGGCCUGGAUGACGGGGGCAGCAAUAGCCCUCUCCUGGUUGGUGGGGAAAACCUGGACGGCACCCCUGUCCGAGAUGAAAGCGGUAGCACACCCACUCAAGAUGAAAUCAUGGACUCACCCCAUGUCCUCAAUGACCCCCAGAGUGCAGGUGUGUCUGGAGGGCAUAACCUUUCACCUACAGCCUAUCACAGUGACCCCUGGGAUGCAGUGAUCACUCCGCGAGAGGCUCUGGGAGAAAAUGAGCGGAAAGACAGAGAUUACCGCACCCCACCACCCUCGAGGCUUGGUGCCUUUAGCCCAAGUGCGACUAAAUCAGUCAAGGCUAUGACCAAAACCAAUGAUGAAGAAGGGCUGAAGAGAAAAGGAGUGGGUUUGAACGUUCCAUCAGCGGCCAUGCUGCAGGAUCAGAGAAUAAAAUCAAAGAUGGACGGAGAGAUAAAGAAAAGUGCAGCCUCUCGCAAGUCAAGUGGAGGAUCUGAAGAUGGGAUGAAAGACAAGGAGAGGAAAGCUUCGGCUGACAAUGGAGACCACUACCAUCGCAUUGAGACUCUUGUUUCUUCAUCCUCCAAUGAGGGAGUUGCAAUCGAAACCCUCGAUUACGGCAACCGCAUUCAGACGGUUGAAAGCAUCCGCUUGGUUGGAAGAGGCCCAAGAAGGGGAAGCAAUGCUAGUUCUAGAGUUGGUGGGGCCUGGUAUGAAGAGGAGGAGUUUAUGGAAUCCCCACCCCCACAUCGCCCUCGUAGUCACGGCCAUGAGAAUUCUGAAGAAUUGGGAUUGGUCCCUUCUCUUCCUCCUCCUCUCCCUGCUCAUCCUCCGCCCCCUUUGCAGUACCCACCUCCACCCUACGCAAAUGAGGACCAUACACGGCCUUCUCAUGGCAUUCCUCAGCACCAUCAUCCCCCUCCUUUUUUCCCCUCUUCUAUGCCUCGUGUCCCACCACCACUUCCACCCAUCCCUCAAACCCCACCCCCUCCUAGAGACCACCUUUCCCCAACCUCAACUGUUAUGGUUGGUGGUGUCCUUGUAUCCAUAGAUCGAGUCCUACCCUACCCACCUGUCAAUCUCCGUCCCGAUGGAACGGGACUUGGAGGUAGCGGUAGUAGUGCCCCUCCAAGAGGCGGCAAACCCCAACUCCCUUCCUUGUUAGGUGAUCCCCCACGGCCAGGCACUGUGAAAGAGCAGUUUGCCUUGCGCCACGCCCCACCUCUUCAUCGCCCUGGCACCCCUGGAGUUCCCCCACCCCUCCUGGGCAGAAUUCGAGAGGGCCCUAGUCCCACACCACCAUCUCCCUCUACCCCAACCACACCUCCAUCCCCAGUAGGUGAACCUCGUACUCACAUGUCCAUACCUAACCGCCUACCCUUCAACUCCCCAAAUAAGAGACCCCGCCGCCCUUCCUCCCCUCUGUCCCUCCUCCACUUACCAAACCAGCAUCAUGCGCUCCGUUCUCCACAGUUUCCCAGAGGUUCCCUGCCCCCCUCCCUUAACCGUGAGCCCCUCCUGCCUGGGACAAAACGUCCCGCUGGCAGUUUCAGCAGUGGGCCUUUCAACCAACCCAAAAGACCAUUCUUGCCCCCUCGAUAUUAGCAUCUUAGAAUGAGUGCUAAAGGCUCUGCACAACCUGAAAUAGGCAGCAAGCUAGCAUCACCUGUGAAUUGCAGCGUGAGACUUAUACUGCAUGUAAAUACACAUGCACUGACAAGCCCUGCCCCAGAGCAGCCAUGUUACAGCACUACUCUUCAUAGACGAAGAUAAGUUUUCAGAUACCCUAGGGAUGAACUAGGAGGAGGAAAAUGUGGAGAUCCAGAAACAUCCAUAUGAAGGAAUGCAAAAGGUGGUUAUCCUGUUCAGUUUGUGUAAUGUAAGAGAGUGCUUGUGGAGGGUGUAUGAGUGUGUAUUAUGGAUGACUAGUGGAUAUGCUGACUAUCUCUUUCCUUCAAGUAAUUUCCUUCACUUUCCCACCCUAUAACACUUGUUUUUCUAUUGUUUCUCAUGUAAAAUACUCUUUUCUGCUGUUUACAGGUUACAGAUAACUGUUUUCUGUCUGUUAACCUCUGUUACUCUCUCACUUCGAGCAUAGAGCCAGUGGAUUUCAACUUUGCUUUAUUUCUGAGUGAUUAAAUUAUUGUUAUAAAAAUAAUGCUGGGCAACCAUGAUUGCUUGUAGUGGUCUUUAAGCUUCAUAAUGCUAAAAUACAGCCACUUUAUCAACCUUCACCAAGAUGUGAAGAUUCUGGCUCACACUACAUACAGUAUAAGCUAACCAAGUGUUCAAGGCAUACGUUUUUGAGUGCUUUUCAAGAGUUCCCUUGCAUCAAUUUUUUUUUUUUUUUUUUUGCUUCCCCCCCCCCCCCUUCAGUUUCAAUAGAUCUUACAUGUAUUCUGAUAAAUAAAAGCAUUGUGAUGAGAAAUAUUAUUGAAAGGAAGGAGACUUUUCUUUACAGGUGGUCUCAUACUUUGUUCAAGAACAAAUGUACCUGAAAUAUUUUCUGCCUUUUUUAUUUUUACUUAACAGCAAUUCUGUUAUCGUGUAAGUCUUAUAACGUAAUGUAAUGUCCAACAUGUUUUCAGAAAUGUGCAGAGCUCAAAUACACAGCUCUGAACAUUAGGUUCAAAUGAACGUUGAAGAAAGAAUUAGUUUGGUUUAAUUAUUUCCAAUUUCCCGUUGUAUCCGAAAUGCCAGUUUUUUGUCUCUAGAAUUUAAAAAUUACGACACUUAGUUUAACCCUUUAUUAUGUACACAUGACUGAAAUCUGUUUGUCUGUGUGUUCAUUACGAGCCACACUUCCAUGCAUUGCAUUUUCAAAAUGUCUCACAUGCAUUGUUCGUAAAACUAAAGCAAAAUAGUACAUCGUUUCACAACAAUGUUGAUGCACUGCUUUUCAACAAAAUGAUGUUUGACAACUUAAAUGUGAAUAUAACCUGUACAUUGUUGGAGUUUUCAUCCAUUGUGGAAGAAAAAAAGUUGUAAUCUUUUUUUUUUCUUUUUUUUUUUUUGCUGAAAAGUUGAAUAUUUGAGGGCAUGUUUUAGUGUCUUCUUUUGGACAACAUUUGAAUUCAUUGUAGAGUGUUUUCCUCGAGGAGCAUUUCAGAGAACCCACAGGCUUAUUUUAAAAUAUUUGUAAUCGCAGCUUUGUUGCACAUCAGCAUGCUAUGUACAAACAGAAUGCAAUUUAUUAAGAAUCUGCCAAA
This is a messenger RNA of Rhinichthys klamathensis goyatoka, 5250 nucleotides long. It is a transcript of the gene rprd2b, whose product is annotated as regulation of nuclear pre-mRNA domain containing 2b. The coding region runs from base 41 to 3646 and encodes 1201 amino acids. Gene Ontology annotation, molecular function: RNA polymerase II C-terminal domain binding. The record is from RefSeq and is a predicted model, not a curated record. Gene Ontology annotation, biological process: mRNA 3'-end processing. Lineage: Eukaryota; Metazoa; Chordata; Actinopteri; Cypriniformes; Leuciscidae. The transcript has 10 exons. Gene Ontology annotation, cellular component: RNA polymerase II, holoenzyme.